Rhagoletis zephyria (snowberry fruit fly) is the source of this 627-nucleotide messenger RNA. The record is from RefSeq and is a predicted model, not a curated record. NCBI's taxonomy places the organism in Eukaryota, Metazoa, Arthropoda, Insecta, Diptera, Tephritidae.
AUGGCCGAUGGAAGCCUGGCCGACUACGUCUACGACCACUGGCCAAAGCCAUUUGUUGCCUGUUUGAUGUUGCAGUUGUUGAACGCGCUUAGCUACAUUCAUGCACAGGGAAUAGUUCACGACAACAUCAAACCAGACAACAUACUUCUCAACAAUGGCACUGUGAAAAUCACCGACUUUGGCAAGGCGUUGUACCUAAAGGAAGAGCAGGAGGAGGCAAAAGAACAGCGAAACAAAAUUAGCGCCAUUCGAUACACCGCUCCUGAGAAGGCCCGAGCCCGACUGGAGGGUGGAAAUUCAAAACAGGAUGAGUUGUCCACUGCCUUUGAUAUUUGGUCACUGGGCGCCACACUGUACGAGCUUCUUGAAGGAAAAUGCCCUUAUCACGAGUACGACAGCAAAAAGGUUCUUUUGGCCAUCUGCACUCAUGGAUUCUUUCUGUCAAAAGAUGGAAAAUAUUCACCCACAUUGAAGAGUUUUUUCUCACUAAUGACACAGUUCAAACCUGCUGAUCGACCCUCUGCUGAUGUUCUUCUCGCCGAUCCUUUUAUUGCCGAAGCCAGCACUCCCACCGAGUUGGCCGCUUUUAUCAAAAAACUGAAGGAUAACAUUCAAUUGACCAUAUAA